Molecule: messenger RNA, 120 nt
Organism: Fusarium venenatum
Lineage: Eukaryota; Fungi; Ascomycota; Sordariomycetes; Hypocreales; Nectriaceae
Source: RefSeq, a predicted model, not a curated record
AUGAGUCAGGCACCUGUGGGAAUCUCAUCCAGGUUUAUGGCUGGAAACGUCGACAGGUCACUUGUCACCGGCAAGAACCUAUCAGGUAACCGAGUGUGCCUGGGAAGCAAAGUUGCUUAA